Molecule: messenger RNA, 3096 nt
Organism: Penicillium verhagenii
Lineage: Eukaryota; Fungi; Ascomycota; Eurotiomycetes; Eurotiales; Aspergillaceae
Product: rRNA-processing protein UTP21
Exons: 5
Coding region: 1-3096 (1031 amino acids)
Biological process (GO): rRNA processing
Cellular component (GO): small-subunit processome; Pwp2p-containing subcomplex of 90S preribosome
Molecular function (GO): protein binding
Source: RefSeq, a predicted model, not a curated record
AUGCCGGCAUUGGCCAAUGAUACCUUUGAUUUGCCUUUGGCAAAGAGGCAGAAAAGGACUCUCGAUGAAGAAAAAAGGGUAGCUAAACAGCGUGGAGGUUCCAAAAUCUUUGCGCCCUUCAGGACAUUGGGCUUGGUGUCUCCAACUUCAGUACCCUUCACCAGUGUACGUCUCGGAAAGUCUACCUACCAAAUCACGACAUCAGUAGGCCACACGCUGCAGACAUACGAUCUGCGCCGAGGUUUGAGCCUGAUCUUCUUGAGUCGACCGCAAACCCCAGAAUUCAUCACGGCAACAUGUGCCUGGCAGGACAAGGUUUUUGCCGCUUGGGGCCACCUCCGUCCUCGUUCCCCCGGCGGGGUUUGGGUGUUCAAGCGUGGUAAACGAGUCGCGACUCUAGAAAUGCCUAAAUUGGAUGGGCCGAUUGAACGCUUGGUAGUAUUUGGUUCAUGGAUUGUUGGCUGCUGGACUGGCGGUCUUGAAGUUUGGAAGACAGGGAGCUACGAACACUACGCCAGUCUAAAACCCCGGGCAAAUUUGGACUCUGCGGGAGAUCCCAUCUACGCGGGACUACUGUGCAACAUGCCGACAUAUCUUAACAAGGUCUUCGUGGGACGCAUGGACGGCGCCGUGGAUAUUUGGAACAUUCGGAGUGGGAAGCUGUUGCAUAUGCUACCCGCGCCAUCUACCGACUCUGGACCAGUAACGGCGAUCCACCCAACCCCUGCUCUGUCUCUCCUAGCCAUUGCCCACAAGAGUGGUGCCUUGUCGAUUCAGAAUGUCGACUCGGGCCAACUAGUUUUGUCUCUACGCACUCCCUCGGCACGCGCUCUUCCGGUAACAUCGAUCACCUUUCGAAGUGAUGGUCUAGGCGCAGGUCACGAUGGCCGCAAGGCCGGUGUAAUGGCUACCGCUGCCGGUGGAAGUGGUGAUAUUACCAUGUGGGAUUUGAAUGAUGGUGGCCGGGUGGCCGGAAUCCUUCGCGGGGCCCACCGGGUAACAAACCGAGACAAUGGCACGGGAGUCAAUCGUGUCGAGUUCUUGGACGGACAGCCGGUGCUCGUGUCCUCAGGAGACGACAAUGCAUUGAAAACAUGGAUAUUUGACGAGACUCCAUUCUCUCCGACCCCUCGACCACUCCAUGUGCGAGCAGGACACUCCGCUGCGGUCAGCGCCCUGGAAUUUUUACCUGCUGCCUCUGAUGGAUCCGACUCUGGUGGCAAAUGGCUUCUCAGUGCAAGCAAAGAUUGCAGCUUCUGGGGGCUGAGCUUGCGCAAAGAUAGUCAACACGCCGAGAUUUCACAGGGCAGUGUAGAACGCAAGUCCAAGAAAAUGGGUCCUACAGACCCAUCCAGCUCGGUGGUUGACCCUCUCAAGGCAUCUGAGGUCACCUGUAUUUCGUGCUCCCUGAACCGAGAUGGAGGCAUGGGUAUCACCACAUCGGGUCCCAUCUGGUCAAAUCCCAAGUUCACCAACACCGAAUCCACCAAUUCCACUGGAUGGGAAAGCGUCGUUACUGGUCACAGAGGAGACAAAUAUGCACGAACUUGGUUCUGGGGAAAGAAGAAAGCUGGCCGGUGGGCGUUUCCGACGAGCGAUGGAAGUGAAGUUAAAAGUGUUGCUGUUUCGCAGUGCGGAACAUUUGCGGUCAUUGGAUCUGCAGGGGGAUCCAUCGAUAUGUUUAAUCUGCAGUCCGGCCAACAUCGGCAGAGCUUCCCUUCCCGGGCAUCCAAGCCCCGCGCCACAAAGGUGCAGCAGGAAGGAAAUGUAAGGCAUACUAAGUCAGUCACUGGGUUGAUGAUUGAUAAUCUUAACCGCACUGUAAUCAGCUGCAGUCUAGACGGCAAGGUCAAGUUUUGGGAUCUUCUCUCUGGCUCUCUACUUGACGAAUUAGAUUGGAAUCCAAUGGCGGCGGUGACCGGAAUUCGCUACAGUAAGACAAGCGAGCUGGUCGCCUUUAGCUGUGACGAUCUCUCCAUUCGUGUGGUUGAUAUCGAGACCAGGAAGUUAGUACGUGAGUUCUGGGGUUGCGUGGGUCAAGUCAACGAUUUCAUCUUCUCCAAUGAUGGUCGGUGGAUCAUCGCAGCGUCCAUGGACUCCGUAGUACGAGUUUGGGACCUACCCACUGGUCAUCUCAUUGACAUAUUCCGCGUUUCCAGCACAUGUGUUUCACUGGCGAUGUCGUCUACUGGAGAGUUCUUGGCUACAGCACAUGCUGGAAGCAUUGGUGUUAGCCUUUGGAGCAACCGCAGCCUGUUCAUGUCCAUGUCUACCAAGGAUUUGGACGAGGAUCUCAUUGAAGAUGUUGGUGUACCCACUACAUCAGGCGAGAGCGGCGCGGGUCUUGUUGAGGCGGCCUUCAUGGAGGCCCCCGAAGCAGAAGAGACAGAAGGACCCGUGUUGACAAGUGAACAGCUGCAGCGGGAUAUGGUCACUCUCAGUUUGGUUCCUAAGAGCAAAUGGCAAGCGUUGGUUCAUCUUGACUCUAUCAAGGAACGCAAUCGGCCCAAAGAAGCACCCAAAGCUCCCGAAAAGGCACCAUUCUUUCUUCCCUCCAUGCUUGGCGAUGCGCAGUCUCAACCGGCUCAUGAAGUUGCUGCCAAGGCCGCUGAAGCUGGGUCUCUCUCACGCAAUGUAGAGGCAGAGCGAUCUCGCUUGUCCAAGAUGCCAGGCGGGGGAGUUACUUCCGAGUCCACUAUGACACAAUUCCUCAAGUCCGGCGAUCAAUCUGGGAACUUUGAUCCUUUAAUUGAGCAUCUCAAAUCUCUCUCCCCCGCGCGAGCUGACUUGGAGAUUCGCUCUCUUGACCCUCGAGUGCGCGACGGAUUCUCUGAGUUAUCUAGUUUCAUUCGGGCCCUUACAAUUCGUCUCGGACUGAGAAGAGAUUUCGAACUAGUCAACGCAUGGAUGGCAGUGUUCCUGAAGAUCCAUGCUGAUACGGUGGGGCUUUGUUCUAGCCGGGAUAGCCCCGAAUACCGUUUACUGCAAGAAGCCCUUGCCUCUUGGUCCAAUGAACAAGAACGGGAGGGCAAGCGCCUUGCUGAGCUUGUGGGUUACUGCCGUGGAGUUGUUGGGUUCUUGAGAUCCGCACGGUAG